Molecule: messenger RNA, 1725 nt
Organism: Bactrocera latifrons
Lineage: Eukaryota; Metazoa; Arthropoda; Insecta; Diptera; Tephritidae
Product: facilitated trehalose transporter Tret1
Exons: 6
Coding region: 225-1634 (469 amino acids)
Biological process (GO): transmembrane transport; carbohydrate transport
Cellular component (GO): membrane
Molecular function (GO): sugar transmembrane transporter activity
Source: RefSeq, a predicted model, not a curated record
CCGACAGUACACCGCCGCCAGUGAUGGAGUACACAAGUCGGAAUUCCGUUACCAAGCACCAAAGAGACACGCAAAUAAACUAAGAGAAAUCCAAUAGCAAAUCCUACAUACGCACACGCACACGCACACGCACUCGUACAAAUCUGUGAUUAAGCGCAACUAGUUUAACGGUUAAACUGGUUUUCUGUGCAAAAUUGUAACGCUGUAAAAGAAAAAGCCAAAAUAUGUUGUUAAAUUUGUGUAAAAAUUCACAAGGCGUUUUUCGCGCUGAAUUUCGAACACAAUUGUUGGCGGCAGCGAGCGUAACCAUAAUCACAUUUUGCCAUGGGAUCGGGCUUGGCUGGUUCGCACCAAUGCUAUUCAAGCUGCAGGCACCCGGUGAAAAUCCGCUUGACUUUGAGGUCUCCGUGGAGCAAGGCUCCUGGAUGGGCGCGCUGGUGUGUCUAGGCAGUUUACUCGCCAAUGUGUUCUUCGGGUACCUAUUGGAUAUAGUUGGGCGUAAGGCCUGCAUAUAUUGUCUGGCCAUACCGCAUAUUUGCUUUUGGUGUCUCGUCUACUUUGCGCAAUCCAUUGAGUAUCUUUAUGCGGCGCGCUUCUGUGGCGGCAUGACAGGUGGUGGCACUUACGUCGUCAUACCGAUUUUUAUUGGCGAAGUCGUCGAUCCAGCGAUACGCGGUCGCCUCACUUCUUUAUUCACACUCACCUUGAAUUCGGGCAUGUUGGUGGGCUAUACACUGUCCUCCAAUGUACCCUAUCACUUGAUACCGUUGCUGGUGAUCUCACUACCCGUGCUCUUCUUACUGAUCGAAACAUUCUUCCCGGAAACACCGACGUAUCUCUUGCAGCGCGCCGAAGUUGAAAAAGCCGAGAAAGCCUUUAAAUUCUAUCAGGGCCACACGGCAGAGAGUAAGCAGGAUAUCGAUAAGUGCAAUGCGAAGUUUUCAGAGCUACGCGAUGCGAUAUCGCAAAAGUCGCAAGCAGAUGUUGUCACUUGGCGCGAUUUCUUUAGCAAACGCGCCAUACAUGCCCUCAGCAUGGGCAGUAUGCUGAUUCUAAUUAACGUGUUCAGCGGCAGCUUCGCGAUACUCAACUACGCCACGUCCAUAUUUGGCGCCAUCAAAACGGAUUUACAUCCGAAUACGAACACCAUAAUAAUCGGCUUGGUGCAAAUUAUCGGUACCAUAACCGCCAUCAUAUUGGUGGAUCGUUAUGGUCGCAAAAUGCUGCUCAUACUGUCCACCGCCUCUAUGGGGAUUUGUUUGGCCGCGUUCGGCAUGUAUGCCUUCUUUGCCGAAGAGACCAGCGUGGAUCUGACACCUUAUCAUUCGUGGUUACCGCUGCUGCUGGUGGCGCUUAUCAUACUUGCGGCAAAUGUGGGCGUAAUACCCGUCACAUUUGUCGUGCUGGUGGAGAUUCUACCGCCGAAGAUCCGUUCAAAAGGCGCCUCCUUUUGCUUGUGCUUGCUGAGUCUUUUCACAUUUAUUUUGAUAAAAGUAUUUCCACCAUUCAUGCAGGCCUUCGGUUUGUCGGCGUCAAUGUGGGCCUGCGCUUCGUUCGCCGCACUCGGCCUUUUCUACAUAGCCAUAUUCCUCCCAGAGACGAAAGGAAAGUCCAUGAGUACAGAGGAAUCGUAAAAAAGCAUUAUAAUUGAUUACUAUAAGUACUUCUGUGAAUAUGUAUUUUCUUAAUAAAAUUAUGGUUUAUAUGUAUGUAUUUAAAAAUUAA